AUGAAUGGUAAUGGGGAGACUUUAACUCGUGGUGAUUAUCCAUAUCGUCGGCCAUACGGAUGGAAACGUUAUGCAAUUAAAGUGGUUGGCAAGUAUGAAGAUGAAGCCUGGCUUGGCUCAAACAAUAGUCCUAAUGAAUGGCCAGUGUCCUAUCAUGGAACAAAACAUGAUGCAGUAAAUUCAAUUGCACAGAUCCGUUAUGAUCUAACAAAACAGAAACGUUUUGCUCAUGGUCGUGGGAUUUAUUCAACGCCAGACCCCAAUGUAGCAAAACAAUUUGCUAAAUCGUUUACCACAGAUGGACAACAAUAUCUCGUUAUUUUGCAAAAUCGUGUCAAUCCAAAAAGUUUAAUCAAAUUAUCUCAUGAAGAAACUGGAAAUGGUGAAUACUGGAUAUCACCCGACACUGCUGAUAUUAGACCAUACGGAGUGUGUAUAAUGAAGAAGUCGUGA
Rotaria sp. Silwood2 is the source of this 453-nucleotide messenger RNA. NCBI's taxonomy places the organism in Eukaryota, Metazoa, Rotifera, Eurotatoria, Philodinida, Philodinidae. The record is from the annotation of a GenBank genome assembly.